AUGUCUAUACAAACUGGAGGGCUCAACAGAAUAAGCGGCAUCCCACUCUCUCAGAUCAGAAGACCCAUCGCGCCGGUGCUGGAUCAUCAGAAAAUCGAUGCUAUGGUGUCUACUAUGAAAGGAACACCCGAGGCGAGUAAGACCUGUACUAAAGAGGAAGCUGCUGUAAUGAAUUCACAGCUUCCACCCAUCGACGUGCUAUGCGUUCGGGAUCAAGGCAAAACCUACUACUUUGGGUUUGGCGGUUGCCAUCGUUUCCAAGCUUACGAGCGUAUCCGCGACCAAACAGGCGAAGAUGUCGAGGUACGUUGCAAAAUCAUUCCCGCGACUAGGAGUCAACUGAAGCUCUACGUUGGGAGCUCGAUUGACGACAUGUUCAACUAA
This is a messenger RNA of Lachancea nothofagi CBS 11611, 384 nucleotides long. Lineage: Eukaryota; Fungi; Ascomycota; Saccharomycetes; Saccharomycetales; Saccharomycetaceae. The record is from the annotation of a GenBank genome assembly.